CAUUUGUGAUCUGUCAGUGAGUCAGUGAGGUUCUAGCUCUCGGUUUGAAUACACGUGUAACGAUGAGUGUUGUGGUCAUAUAUCGGUUUAUGUUGGCAAACGCGCUAACUUUAUUUUAUUCGUUUGUUGCGCUUAUCGUUAUAACAUUAAAUUAUUUGAAAAAUCCCUUCCAAAAAUCUCCUCUCAGAUUGGUGCCUCCCGCGCAGCUCACUGAUCCAAAAUAUGGUGUACAUAAAUAUAUUAAAGCAAAUAACACAACAAUUCAUUACGUAGACAGCGGAGACUCAGCGAAACCUUUAAUGCUGUUUGUACAUGGGUUUCCCGAGUUCUGGUACUUAUGGCGACAUCAAAUCGUACACUUCAAUAAGAAAUACAGAUGCGUGGCAGUAGACAUGAGAGGCUAUGGAGAUUCAGAGCGUCCUGAUGACGUGUCAUCGUACAAGUUGGAGUUAUUGAUCGAGGAUAUAAGAGAUCUUAUAAAACAGCUCGGUCACGAUAAGUGUAUCCUGGUAUCUCACGACUGGGGCGGCGUGGUUGCUUGCCGGCUUCGUGACGUGUACCCUGAAGUUUUGAACGGUCUGAUUGUACUCGGCAGUACUGAACACAGCUUGUGGGUAGACACCUUGUAUAAUAACGCCGAGCAGAUGAAAAAAUCAUGGUACAUAUUUCUAUUUAGAAUGCCCUGGAUACCGGAGAAAAUGAUGCAAAUCAAUGAUUUGGAAGUCUUUGAGAAAUCUAUGCUCAGUGGAAGUGGUGUAACUAAAGACGAUAUAGAAUGUUUCAAAUAUUGGUUCAGGAAACCCACGGCCAUGACGCCUCCGAUAAAUUACUACAGGGCUAAUUUCAAAUAUUCAGCGGAAAUUAAAUAUCACGAUGAAAAAGUGCCAUUCCUUUUCGCUCACGGCAGCGAUGAGAAAUAUCUCAACAGUUCGCUGUUGGAACGCAUGAAGGAACAGUAUUCCGUCAUUGAGACAGCCAUCGUGGAGGGCGCUGGUCACUUUUUACCACAAACAGAACCGGAGAAAACAAACAAGCUUAUAGACGAGUUUUUAGAGAAGCACAGUCUGUGAUUUAAUUAGUGUAUAUAUUUAUAUAUUUAGGUAUUAUACCUCCAAAUUAUAUACUACUACUACUACUUUAAUAACAUUUAAACAGCUGCUCUAUACUUUUGGUACCGCUUACAAUCUCCAUAAGUUUAUAUAGCUUACCAACAAUUUUUUAGGUUAAAUGGUGAAGUCGUCUUAUUUAAAUGUAUUUUAUUAAACAAGAGUUCUGAAAA
This is a messenger RNA of Danaus plexippus (monarch butterfly), 1279 nucleotides long. RefSeq names its product epoxide hydrolase 4-like. Lineage: Eukaryota; Metazoa; Arthropoda; Insecta; Lepidoptera; Nymphalidae. Bases 63 to 1070 code for a protein of 335 amino acids. Gene Ontology annotation, molecular function: hydrolase activity. The transcript is spliced from 6 exons. The record is from RefSeq and is a predicted model, not a curated record.